Molecule: messenger RNA, 1803 nt
Organism: Coregonus clupeaformis (lake whitefish)
Lineage: Eukaryota; Metazoa; Chordata; Actinopteri; Salmoniformes; Salmonidae
Exons: 8
Coding region: 457-1455 (332 amino acids)
Source: RefSeq, a predicted model, not a curated record
GCUAGCCAUGUGUCUAUGUUCUGCUGGUACGGGAAUCUCCCCACAGUCAAUGAGCAUGGCAAUGUGAACUGAAUCCUACUGCUCGCUCAGAAUUUGACACCUUGGCCCGCCCCAUACUUUUUUUUUUUAUAUUGAAUUACUUGUUAGUUUGUGUUUCUCCAGUUGAACGUGAAGACUAAAAUGUCCAAAAAUAUAUGUAUUGCUCCCAAAUGACGUGUAGACCGACGUGACAUUUUCCUGGGUGAAAUCCGACCUCCACGGGGGUUUGUUGUUGACGUCUUCCAGGAACGGAGCCGUGAUUGUGAAACGUCGUUCCUGGAUAGAAUUACACUGCAGCGAGUUGGACGGCUGGAAAGGAUAUCGGCUGCCUCAUCCGCAAAGAGAUGCUACAAUACUGACUCCUGUUUGCGACUUUCUCUGGCUUUACUAAGGAAGAGUUCAACAUCCACAAGAAGGAUGUUUCAGUUUGGAAACCGGCUGGCCCAGUUCCACUUAUCCUCAGGACCCGGUACUGCUACAGCGGCCACCAAAGCAGAGAGUACACAGCCUACCCUAACAGUACAGGACUUUAUCCAACGUGGCAGGAAACUUGGCGGCCUGAAAAAAGAAUACAUUUUCUGCAACCUACGAAUCCCGACCCAGUUUCAAACCGCCAAGGGAGACGACGUCGACCUUGUCAUCCUCACAGGUCACGGGGUGUUCUGCAUCGACGUGAAGCCCUGGAGAGGAACAGUGUCUUCCCGGCAGCAGAACUGGCACGUUCAGCUCAAAGAACGGGACCAAAACCUUACCAACACCUCCAUAGAACAGGUGGCAGACCCCCUUGAGGCCAUCAUGACCAAGACAGCUAACCUGUGGCAGUACAUGAGGAGGAGCGGGGUGUCGGUGCGUCAGGAGCUCUUCCUUCCCAGACUAGUCUUCCUCGCCCCAGACUGCCAGCUGGAUGAAGAGUUGAGGAAGAGGAGGGAGCUGGUCUCCCACAGUCAGAUCGACGAGUUCCUGCUCUCCUUCAGAGAGGGCUAUGUAGCCUGGGUAUCAGAUGCACUCACUCCUGCCUGGCUGUCUGGUCACCUGUCGUACGGUCAGACAGGGGAGCUGAAACAAGUCCUGAGGAAAAUGGGGACCUGGGACCUGGUCAGACUGCAGGGAGGAGAGCAGCUCAAGGGAGACUACCAGAGCUGUCCUUACAUCGCACUGAACCGCCAGGAGACGGACACCAUGGAGUUCUUCAAGAUCAAAACCAUGUCUGCUAAUUCACUGUGGGCUCUGCUGGGACACGCCCCUCAGAUGACAGUAAAGAUGUUUAAGCGUGGAGCUCCCGGCUGGCUGGGAAAGCCCCUGACGGCCACCAGCACCAUCCCCAACAACACACACGUCAUCUUCAGGAUCAAUGGAGAGGAAACAGACACCAGGAUCCCUGCUAACACCAUCCAAAGCAUCACACUCAGCAUAUGACCUUUUAACCCUGGUCACGGCCCAAAUGGCACCCUGUUCCCUAUAUAGUACUUCACAUGGAAUAGAGUACCACUUGGGUCAUCACAGACAGUGGAUCUGUAUCAAGUAUGAGAAACUAGGUUAUUCUUCACGAUCUGCAGGUUUUAGAUGUGUGCAGUUUUCUAAACUGCCAGGUUAGGCAUCUGUUGAAUCAGACUCCAUUUAAACUAAUUUACCAAACUAGCUUUUUGGCCCUUAAGACCAGAAAGGCUUCAGGGGCCUCAUAGUCUAUUCUAGCUGUCACACAACAAUUAAAAAAUAUAUACAUUGUGUUUUUAAUAAAGUAUAAGAGUACCUUUUUAUCACAUA